Molecule: messenger RNA, 923 nt
Organism: Alexandromys fortis (reed vole)
Lineage: Eukaryota; Metazoa; Chordata; Mammalia; Rodentia; Cricetidae
Gene: Tmem114
Product: transmembrane protein 114
Exons: 4
Coding region: 1-669 (222 amino acids)
Cellular component (GO): apical plasma membrane
Source: RefSeq, a predicted model, not a curated record
AUGCGGGUGCGUCUGGGCGCUCUGGCGGGUGCGGCGGCACUGAGCGGGGCGCUCAGUUUUGUGCUGCUGGCGGCCGCCAUCGGAACGGACUUCUGGUACAUCAUCGACACCGAGAGGCUGGAGAGGAACAGCCACAGAGCGCUGGACCGGGGACCCGCCAACCGCAGCCAGCUGGAGCCUCUGAGCUCCCACUCGGGUCUCUGGCGGACUUGCCGGGUCCAGAGCUCCUGCACGCCGCUGAUGAACCCCUUCUGGCAGGAAAAUGUGACCGUCAGCGACUCAAGCCGACAGCUUCUCACUAUGCAUGGGACAUUUGUGAUCUUGUUGCCACUUAGCCUGAUUGUGAUGGUGUUUGGGGGAAUGACUGGGUUCCUGAGCUUCCUCCUCCGAGCCCACCUCCUUCUGCUGCUCACGGGGACCUUAUUUCUCUUUGGAGCCACGGUGACCCUCGCUGGAAUUAGCAUCUACAUAGCAUACUCAGCUGCCGCCUUCCGGGAGGCAGCUUGCCUCCUGGAGGAGAGGGCCCUGCUGGACCAAGUGGACAUCCGCUUUGGCUGGUCCCUGGCCCUCGGCUGGAUUAGCUUUGUCUCUGAGCUGCUCACAGGGGUGGCCUUCCUGGCAGCUGCGCGAGUGCUCGGCCUGAGACAGAGGCAGGACCAGGCUAUCUGAGUUUGGCCAGCCCAGGAGGCCUGGAGUGGGGCGCAUCUCCGUGAAUAGCAGCCUUUUCUUCCUCAAACGCCCUUCACAGAGGCCAGAGGGCCCACGGUGCCCACGGUGGGUGAGCCCCACCUGACUGUUGUCCUUGUGCUAUCUGGAAUGCCCACUCUGCUGUGUUGUGUGCAUGUGUGUCUGUCUGGUGGACUGCAAGAGGAGAGAGGGUGUGGAACCCUUAUCACCUGAAAUAAACGCCAAUCCUAACCACC